Messenger RNA from Camelus dromedarius (Arabian camel), 8797 nucleotides. It is a transcript of the gene AFF3, whose product is annotated as ALF transcription elongation factor 3. Lineage: Eukaryota; Metazoa; Chordata; Mammalia; Artiodactyla; Camelidae. Gene Ontology annotation, cellular component: super elongation complex; nucleus. The record is from RefSeq and is a predicted model, not a curated record. Gene Ontology annotation, biological process: regulation of gene expression. The transcript has 24 exons. The coding region runs from base 206 to 3976 and encodes 1256 amino acids.
GCCAUUCAGAAAACUUGCCGGGGAGAAGGGAGCUGCACCUUCAGCCUCAGAAGAAGGCGGUUGAACGACUCAUUUGGAAGAGAAAGAGCAGGAGCCCGUGAGGCGAAAGCGCGCGGGCGGCCCGAGGCUCUGCGGCGGCGGCGACGGCGGCGGCGGCGCUGACACCUCCCACCAUGGACAGCUUCGACUUAGCCCUGCUCCAGGAAUGGGACCUCGAGUCGCUGUGCCCACCGGCGCCCCGUGUGUCCCUUUAUUCCGCGCUCGAGGCUCGAAGCCGGGGGAGCGGGCGGCCGGGGGAGCACUCCGGGUUCUGCUGCUCCAGGGUUUCACACUGAGGAGCUGCUGUAGCGUCUAUGAACCAGAUAGAAACGUGUUACGGAGGAAAGAACGAGAAAGAAGAAAUCAGGAAACUCAACAGGAUGAUGGCACGUUUAAUUCGAGUUACUCCCUCUUCAGUGAACCCUACAAGACUAACAAGGGGGAUGAGCUCUCCAACCGGAUCCAGAACACGUUGGGCAAUUAUGAUGAGAUGAAAGACUUUUUAACGGAUAGAUCCAAUCAGACUCACCUCGUGGGUGUUCCCAAGCCUGGGGUCCCUCCGGCUCCCGUGAACAAGAUUGACGAGCAUUUCGUUGCAGAUUCAAGGGCCCAGCCCCAGCCCGCAUCCGUCUGUAGCACGGCGUCCUCCUCGCCGGCAGCUGUCCCCGGGCAGCAGAGCAAGCGGGCCACCGUGGGCUGGCAGAAGGCUGGCCACCAGCCGUCCGACGGCCAGCAGAGAGCAACAACACAGGGCUCUCUCAGGACCUUGCUCGGAGAUGGUGUCGGCAGACAGCAGCCACGGACCAAGCAGGUGUGCAAUGUUGAGGUGGGUCUUCAGACCCAGGAAAGGCCCCCAGCUAUGGCAGCCAAGCACGGCAGCGGCGGACACUGUGUUCAGAACUUUCCUCCAUCCCUGGCUUCGAAACCUAGCCUGGUCCAGCAGAAACCCACCGCCUACGUGCGGCCAAUGGACGGCCAGGACCAGGCUCCCGAUGAGUCUCCGAAGCUUAAAUCAUCCACAGAAACCAGCGUGCACUGCCCAUCACACCGGGGAGCCCCAGCUGCCAAGCCAGAGUCUGCCAGAGCCAAGGCCAAGCUUGCCAAGUUCAGCAUCCCCAAACAGGGAGAGGAGAAUAGAUCUGGAGAAACCAACAGCUGUGUUGAAGAAAUCAUUCGGGAGAUGACCUGGCUUCCCCCACUCUCUGCUGUUCAAGCACCUGGCAAAGUGGAACAAAGCAAAUUUCCAUUUCCAAAUAAGGACUCUCAGCUCGUUUCCUCGGGACACAAUAAUCCAAAGAAAGGUGGUGCUGAGCCAGGGAGUCCGGACAAUGGCACGUCGAAUACAUCAAUGCUAGAAGAUGACCUUAAGCUAAGUAGUGAUGAAGAGGAGAAUGAACAGCAGGCAGCCCAGAGAACGGCUCUCCACGCUCUGUCUGACAGCGCCGGGGCCCAGCAGGCCAGCGGCAGGGCCUCCGUGCCUUCCAGCAAGGGUAGCAGCAGCGGCAGCAGCAGCAGCGGGAGCAGCUCCUCCAGCGACUCGGAGAGCAGCUCGGGGUCCGACUCGGAGACCGAGAGCAGUUCCAGCGAGAGUGAGGGCAGCAAGCCCCCCCACUACUCCAGCCCCGAGGCCGAACCAGCGUCCUCCAACAAGUGGCAGCUGGAUAAAUGGCUAAACAAAGUUAAUCCCCACAAGCCUCCUAUUCUGAUCCAAAACGAAAGCCACGGGCCGGAGAGCAACCAGUACUACACCGCGGCGAAGGACGAAGCGCCCGACUGUGGGAAGCUUCCCGAAGUCUGCCCGCCCAGCCUGAGGGAGAAGGACAUCAAGAGCGCCUGCAAGGAGGAGCAGCGGCCGAGGACCGCGAACAAGGCCCCAGGGAGCAAAGGCGUGAAGCAGAAGUCCCCGCCCGCGGCCGCGGCCGUGGCCCUGCCCGCCGCCGCGCCGCCGCCCGCGGGGCCCGGGGCGCCCGCCGAGAGCGCGCCUGCGCCCGCCCGGAGGUCCGCGGGCAAGAAGCCCACCCGGCGCACCGAGAGGACCUCGGCCGGCGACGGCGCCGGCGGCCACCGGCCCGAGGAGCCCGCCGCCCCCGACGCGCUGGGCGCCAGCGCGGGGCUCCCCCCCGAGCCCCCCAAGCCCAGGCCCUGCGGCAACAGCAGGACGAGCCACCGCAAGGAGCUGCGCUCGUCCGUGACCUGCGAGAAGCGCCGCACGCGGGGGCUAAGCCGGAUCGUCCCCAAAUCCAAGGAGUUCAUCGAGACCGAGUCGUCGUCGUCGUCCUCCUCCUCGGACUCGGACCUGGAGUCGGAGCAGGAGGACUACCCUCUGUCCAAGGCGCAGGCCGUGGCCGCCGCCGCCGCCGCCGGGAGCGACCAGAGGCUCAAGGAGGCCGCCAACAGCGUCGGCAGCGGCGGCCCCCGCGCCCCCGUGGGCUCCAUCAACGCCAGGACCACCAGCGACAUCGCCAAGGAGCUGGAGGAGCAGUUCUACACGCUGGUCCCCUUCGGCCGCAACGAACUUCUCUCCCCCUUGAAGGACAGUGACGAGGUCAGGUCUCUCUGGGUCAAAAUUGACCUGACCCUCCUGUCCAGGGUCCCAGAACACCUGCCCCAAGAGCCGGGGGUCUUGAGCGCUCCUGCGGCCAAGGACUCUGAGAGCGCCCCGCUGAGCCACGCAUCAGACGCGCCAGCAGAAAAGGCUUUGCCAAAAUCCAAGAGGAAACGCAAGUGUGACAACGAAGACGACUACAGGGAGGUCAAGAAGGCCCAGGGAGAGAAGGAGAGCUCUUCACGACUGACUGCCUCUGCCAACGGUACUUUGUCUGCAAACCACUGCAACGUGAGCAUCAGCAGCUUGGCAAUACCAAUAAACAAAAAUGAAAAAAUGCUGCGGUCGCCCAUCUCCCCCGCAUCCGACGCGUCUAAACACAAAUACUCAGGUGAGGACUUCACCUCCUGCGGCCGACCCGGCAGCAAUGGCUUGCUUACCUCCGCCUCCGCCAGCAAGAAGCAUAAGCCGGAGAGCCAGCUGCCGACCCACGCCGGGGACGUCACGAAAGCGGCUCACAACGCUUCCGAGAACGUUCUCCACAAGUCACGGCCACAGACAGAGCCAUGGUCUCCAGGCUCCAACGGCCACAGGGACUGCAAGAGGCAGAAACUUGUCUUCGACGACAUGCCACGCAGUGCAGAUUAUUUUAUGCAAGAAGCUAAACGAAUGAAGCAUAAAGCAGAUGCGAUGGUGGAAAAGUUUGGAAAGGCUCUGAACUACGCAGAAGCAGCCUUGUCGUUCAUCGAGUGCGGAAAUGCCAUGGAGCAAGGCCCCAUGGAAUCCAAGUCUCCCUACACGAUGUACUCAGAGACGGUGGAGCUCAUCAGGUAUGCUAUGAGACUAAAAACCCACUCAGGCCCCAACGCCACACCAGAGGAUAAACAGUUGGCUGCAUUGUGUUACCGUUGCCUGGCCCUCCUGUACUGGCGGAUGUUUCGACUCAAAAGGGAUCACGCUGUAAAGUAUUCCAAAGCACUUAUCGACUAUUUUAAGAAUUCAUCUAAAGCUGCCCAAGCCCCGUCUCCGUGGGGGGCCAGUGGAAAGAGCACGGGAACUCCAUCCCCCAUGUCUCCCAACCCCUCGCCCACCAACUCCGUGGGAUCUCAGGGGAGCCUCUCCAACGCCAGCACCCUGUCCCCCUCAACCAUCGUCAGCAUCCCACAGCGCAUCCACCAGAUGGCCGCCAAUCACGUCAGCAUCACCAACAGCAUCCUCCACAGCUACGACUACUGGGAGAUGGCAGACAGCCUGGCCAAGGAGAACAGAGAAUUCUUCAACGACCUGGACCUGCUCAUGGGGCCGGUCACCCUGCACAGCAGCAUGGAGCACCUGGUCCAGUACUCCCAGCAGGGCCUGCACUGGCUGCGGAACAGCGCCCACCUGUCGUAGGGACCUCGCCCCGGAGCCGGAGUGCGCUCUUGUCUUCGCGGACUGCUCCACAUUUCUGGACACUGUGCUACUGAAAUCCCCGGCCACAGCCACAGCGCUUGUCAAACUGCGGUGAAUAUUUUCUCAGCAUCGAACAAUGGUCUUUUUCCCAGGGCAUGUGUGUUUGUGUGUGUGCGUGUCUAGGAAGCUGCCUGUGUCUGUGUGUAAGGUACACAGCUCUUUAGAACACAUUUUCUUUGUCUAGUUUCCAUAAUCCCAGGCUGGACAGAAUGAUCUGACCUUUCUGAUGAGAGAAAACACACUUACACACGUACACGCACACAAAAUCACAGACACACACACACACACACACACACGCACAAUUUUCUAGUUCAAAGCUAAACCAUGACUUCUUAGAACAUACAACCAAAAUCUCAUGGGUUAGUUAACCAGGUGCAGUGGGGCACACCAAAAGCUUGACUGCCAGUUAAGAUAAACGUAGUUCUUAUACUGUUGGUUACUUUCAGUAUUAAUGUUACUAUUCCCCAAUUAUUUUUUUUGAUUGUGUGUAUUAAUGGGUAAUUGAGUAAUGAAAAUAAGUCAGUUAUUUUUGUGCUGGACGUUUACUAGAUUGCAUGUUACCAAACACCCUGCCUUUCGUCUGGUACCAGUGCCCCCAAUCCAACUUUACUAUCAACUAAACGGCUCACAAGCAAAUGCAUCAACUCCCACCGGCCUGCAUGGCCCUGCCCUCUCCCCCCAAAAUAGUAUGCAAAUGGCACUGAGAUUUAGUAAAACCUCAGCGUCUUAGAGAAUUAACCACCAUGAAAGCAGCAACAGCUUUAAUGUUUGGGGGUGUUAGGAAUUGGAAUCUUCUGCACGUGUGGGGAGCCCACCCAGCAUGAGUUCCCUCUUCCUGCCACUGUGACAUGGGGGCCGGAGAGCCACAGGGCAUUUGUCAAGUCUUUCCUCUCCGUGAUAGCUUCCUUACAAAUUCUCUUGGCCAAACUAGGAUGUUAGCUGGGAUGUCCCUUGACUGGGAAUCUGUAUCUGUUGCUCAUCAGGCCUAGAACUAUUUGCUAUCACGAUUCUGUCUCAUCCUCCGGCUCUUUGUGCAGAAGGUGCCUCUGCGGGCCUUUAAUGCAGUUUGAUCUGGGGGAUCCGUUUCAGGCUUUGAUUAGCAAGCUGCUUGCUCAGAAGAGUAAGUUAAUCCUGCAAGGAUGGAAGUUCGGUCUGGGGUAGCAACGAGCAGGGCGUCGUGCUGACUCCCGGUGCGUCUGCCAUGUUUACGUCUCGCCCUUGAUUCUUUAUUUUCUCUUUUUUUAAUUAAGUUUACAUUUUAGUUUUUUGACAUCUUGUUUACAAUUUUUGUCCGAAAUGUAUUUCUUUUGUUGUCUCUUGUCAUACCCUAGAUUUAGUCUUCUUGUUAAAUAUAUUGGGAUAUAAAAAUGUUAGUAAAAAAAAAAGAAAAACUCCUGGAAAAUGAAGAUAUACCUUGCCACACUUUAAAAACAAAAAUUGUGACCUUGAGGCCUCUUACUUGGCAGAAUUGCCCCAAGGUGGCCUGAGUAAGACAGGUGAUGUGAUGGGUGGAAUAACCUAUUUUUCGAAGUGAUGGUAACACAAAGCACUUGGAACAGAUAUGGAAGGUCUCAUUAGUUUGGUUGUAAUGUUAAUCUUUUUGUCAGCCUGAUCCAUAGGUGGGAAAUAAGACUGCUGUAAUUCCCUAGCUCUAAGCAUUGAUUCGGAGCUGUACAAAUGAUUGAACAACUUCGGUGAUUUGAAAGUAAUUGAAAUGAACAAGGGAAGAGUAUGUGGAAAUUGCAUUCGGCUUUGCCCUUCAAGCAUUGGAAAUAUUAACAGUAAUUCUUUUUUCCGUUUCUCCAACUGAAGUGCUUCUAACGUUCCUUUUAAUAAUUGUUGCCGAAAUUCCCAAUCUCAUUGAAGUCUAAUUUUAAAAAAAAAAAUUUUUGUGGACUGAGGCUUAGGUCUAUUCAUUCUUGCUGAUUUCUGAUGAAAUGUUCAGGCUCUCACAUAAAGCGAUGGUCCUCGGGUCCACUGUGCAUUCCUGGGGUGCUUGUCUGGCCUUGCCCACCCAUAAGUCGCAGGCCUUGUUGUGGUGUCCACGUGACGUGCUUACCUGGGAGACGCACGGAAACACACAGGGGGCCUCUGGCUGAAUGAGAUUCAGCAGCACUGACUCAACACUCGGUGAGCCAAGUUUCCAAGUAAACGUGAAGCCGGUCAUUUGGGGAUGGUCAGAGCGCCCACUGCUCGAGGGUCUUCCGUUUCAUCAGUAGGGUGUGUUGGGACAGUGGGUUUUGUUUGCUUGGACAUCGAUGAUUUUGAUGGAGGAGCAUCUUCUGAUCUUUGCUUGUUCAUUUUAUUUGGUUUUGUUCAAAGUCGAAAUACCUUUCUUGUGUUUUCUGAUUACAGAAAUAAUACAAGCUCAUGGUAAAAAUUCAAAUGAUGCAGAAAAGUAUAAAGUAGGAGGCACUAAGCCCCACCCCCCGGAGACAACCACUGCUCAUUGUUCCAUGUACAUCCUUCUAGGAAGUCUCCCAUUUAAACAUAUAAUGUCUAUCAUCCUUUUUUUUUUUUCUAUUUGAAGACAUUAUUUCAUCAGAAGUUCAGUACAAGUUCAGCUGGCCUUAUCUCUCCAUGACCUGAAUGGACCUUGAUCACAGUUGUAGACUUACCUUUGAAAGAGAGUAACCCAAAUAUAUUCCUGAUCAAAAUGUGGGGUUUGUUACUAUUCGACACAGAUCAGACUUGUGCCUGGGAAGAGAGAUUUGGUUAAAACAUACUUCUGGAAACUUUCAAACUGCCAAUGGAAACUCGGACCCACUAUCUAAAGAGGAAUGUACUGGAAAAAAAUGAUCUGAAGAGUUGACCAGCUGUGUGCUAGAUUGAACACACGGUGUCAAUGCAAUGAGACUUUCUGCACUAAAACAUCCCCUAGUGUGUACAACAGCGACCUGUGUAUUAUAUGACAGUGACGUGUACAUUUCUGACAUUCCAUACAUAAUAUACACAGUUUGUAUAAACGCAUACAUUUAAAAAUAUAUAUGUACAAGACAGCUAACGUAAAACUGUAGUACGCCUGAAGGGUAUGACUAGUGCCUAAUAUUGAGUAUAAGUCCCUGCGUGUUCACAUCACCUCGGAAGUGCAGUAAAUGUUAUAAAAUUAAUCAGUGCAGCCAACAUUAUUUACGAACCACAUCUUUGAAAUUGUGCAGUAGUAAAUACAUAUAUAUUUUUAAAUAACAUUUUUCACAGUUUUCCAGAGUUACUGUUGAAAUCUGUAUCACCAAAAAAAAAAAAUAGCAAGAUUUUUUUAAUGAUGUUGACUCUCUUCAGACCCAGUAAUCUGUGUGUGAUUUCCUGUGUGUAGAUACCCAAGACACUUUAGCAGUCACCAGCCUUAAUGCAUGUACAGGAUAUUAUUGUGACUUAAUUUAUCUGCAGUUUUUAAUCCAUGUGAAAUUGGAAUUUAUAAACUGACUUGGAUUCAAUAUGUCUGCCUUUCUAAGGUUGCAAAUGUUACAUUAAAUGAUUUAUGUUGUAAAUGAGAGACAUCGACUUGUACGUUAAAAAAAAAUGUCCACCAAUUUCUGUGAAUAUUUUUACAAGGAAAUUUCAGAAUCAAAAUACAUUCAAAUAUGCAUUCCGGUCCCCAGUUCAUAAUCUCUUUAGAAUGGACCUUGUUGUUUCAUGAAAUUUUUAAAUGUAGGUUCCACAGAUUAUCCAUUACUAAGUCUGAUAUUUUUCAUGGGCAAAAAAAAAAAAACAAACCUGUUUUUCUUUAUUGUAGCUAUAGUUUAAUGCUUGUGUGGAAACACACCCCUAAUACCGCAGAAAACUCUGUGCAGGAAGCUUGAGGAGUUUAAUUUGAUGACUACAUUGAUGUCUGUCCAACCAGUUGCCCUGGGACACUGUUUUUACUCAACGUCCCUUGAUAGCCCAAGUUAAUUCCCUGACUUGUGUCUACCAGGUUUUUCCAACGCUAACCAACAUGGUGGAAUAGUGUUGGAAUAUUUGGUUGAGUAAAACAAGAGAAUUUUGAACUACCGAAGACAGAAAUAUUAGACCAGUGGCUUGCCAUGAUGCACCCCCCCGUGUGAGAGGGUUUUUUUGUUAACCUCACUUGUUACUCUCCUCUCCCUUCCUUUUCAUUCCUCUCCUCCCAAAACUAAACAAAGAAGCAGAAACAGCAACAAAAACAAAACAAUUACUUCACCUUACCCAGACUAUAUUCUUAGAUUCAAACAGGACAGCAGAACUCUAGCUCCGGUCGCCAUGGAGACCGCCUCAUCCCAGAAAUGGCCAGGACGGGGUCCUUGGCUUUGCUUGCUCCAGGGAUCGCUUUGAAAGAGCCUCAUACUCUCUCAAAGGUGGUUUGCGCUAAGAAACCCCCGAAGGCUUUUCAAGAACUAUCUUCCUCUUGUGCAGGUUUGCCUGCUACUCAGCUGAAGUCUGUUCCCAUCAGCAUCGUAUUUCUAAGAAGUAACACAUUUUCGACAAAACCUGGAUCAACUGGAAUCUUGAAAGACUUUUUUUUUUUUUUUUUUUUUUUUUUUUUUAGUGAAAGGGGGAAAAAAAACCCAACAACAGAAACUGAAUUUCCAACAGUUUGGAGCCAGAGUUUAUUUCCUUGUUUUCCCAUUCUCAGAAGAGCACACUUUUUCAAUAUUACAACUUCCUGACAAAUAGCACAAGAAAUGUUCAGACUUGAGAUUUGUGUUCUCUUUGUCCAAACUGAAUUCUUCUGUAUAUGUCAUCAGACGGGUCGAUUUGUUUGCUUGGCAUGAGGAAAAUGAUAAAACUCUGUUCUCAAACUAA